AUGAAGACGGCAAAGCCUCCCACAGCUGCGCCCGAGACGAUCCCUGCCCGGCGCUCGCAACCGGUGCGACAGACUAGGACGAAUCCGCCGCGAACCUCGACUACGGCGAGUCGAAACCUCGGCCGCGACAGCGUUAUCGGCAACGCGAGACACGAACAGCCCAUCGACAUUUUCCCCGGUAUCACCCACUUCUCCGACACGAUCACCGCCCUCCCCAAAGAGCUUGUCAAGCACUUCACUCUUUUGAAAGAGGUCGAUGCCAAAAUCCACGUUCCCCAACAGGCACUUUUUAAGCUGAUCGACAAUGCCCUUCGCUUGCCCACCCCCAACUCAACAAGAUCGCCCUACGAUGGCACCCCCGUUGUCACAGAGGCACCGGCUUCGGCUCCAAUGACCGCCCAUAAUAGCACCAGUGGUGCCGACCUUCAUGUUCAUAGAGCCCACACGCUACCAGCCGUCCCCCAGGCAAGUCAAGGCCAGCUGCAGAACGUCGACGAUGUUUUGGGCGAGCCGGCCUUCAAUCGCAGCAACCUGCCACGAAGACAGCUCUUUCGCCAAGUCGCAUUUGAGAUAAAGGAGAUGCUCGUGGCAUUGGAAGAAAAGAACCAUGUCAUUUCCACAGCAAACGAUGCUCUAAAUAAGCAGCUCGCCCGGAUCGACGAUAUCUGGCCACAUCUGGAGCAAGAGUUCAGCGAGGAGGCGAAAUGGGGCAGUGCGACGCAUUGGGCCUACCCAGAAAAUCGAGCGGCUCAUCGCGCAACCAAUAAUGCACAGGCCGAAAGAUCACGACGCGAGGGUGCCGCCAAUCUGUCAGCUGCUGCGCAACAGAUCGCCGAGGAAGCUGCAGCGCGCAGCGACGCGCGAAAACAGGCGGUGGCUGCCAGGCGAAGCCAGAAAAACAACCACCACCAGGACUCGGACGCUGACAGCUACAACCAGAAAGGAGACGCGAAGAAGGCAUCGAGUUCGAAAACAAGAAAGCCUCUGCCUGAGCCGAACCCUGCCGUCGGUGUUGGACUGGGCAUAUCUGGUGCCACUGUGACACCUAGCGCAAAUGGAACAACCAGCUCAUCCUCACGACGGAGGAAGGUCGAAAAGCCAGCGUCUGCCCAGCCCAUGGAACGGGCUCUCAGUGGUGUCUUUGGUGCGACUGGCGUUAACGGCAAAACGAGAACAUCAAGUCCAAGGGAAUCGCCAGCGCCCGAUGGCGGUGCCAAGAAGCGCAAAGCUCUCCCUUCAGGAGGAAAUCAAGCGAAGAAAACUCGCAAUGGGACCUCGGCUGCUUCAUCGCCCGUCAUUGGCGCUUUUCCCGAUAUGAAAUUUGCCCGUGGCUCGCCGGCUCUUGCGACUAGCAUUCUCGGGAGUCCCUUGCCUGAAAGCAUUGGCAGGUUUGACGACAUAGUCAAUACCAUCAACGGCAGUCUUGGCAUCAGUAGCACCACCAUGAGACCGAGCACUAUCAGUGACAUAGGGAGCAGCAGUGCGGUCGUUGGUAGCAACAAAGCUAUAGACGGUCUGAAAACUGCCACCAGCAUUCCCGAACCCGACAGGAAUGAUGGUAUCAAAGCCGCAGAGAACGUCGAAACCGGCCUAGGGUCCGAAGCUGGUGAUAAUAAGGUCGUUGCUGGCGCUAGCAAGACGCCCAUCGCGGCCCCAAACAGCGGUACGACUUUGAAGAAGGUCGAAGAAGGCGAGGGCGCACUUGAGCAACCCGCAUCCCAAAGUCUGCCAGAUGCAUUAGCGCCUGGUCGAAGCCUUGACCUGUUGCAAUCGAUUAUCGGGAAUGGACGGCAGCAGUCAACGCCUCUAGCAUUACUAGUGGAGACUCAAGCGAACAACAGCGGUUCAAUUCCUGCACAAGCCAAGGAAAAACAGGACGUUUCGAUUGCACGCUCUGUCGCCGACAAGGCGGCGAUGCCAGGAAAGGAGAUAACAGCUCCGCCAUCAGUGGCUGUAGGAGGAGCUUCUAUCAGGGGUGAACCUUUCAAGGCAGAAGCAAUCGACAGCCCACCGGCUAACGCACCACCGGCCAAAGUGGACGAACCGGUAGCUAAGAAAGAGUUGACGCCAAAUGCGAUAUCAGUCCCGAUCACUCAACCACAGCCAGUGACAACCAAGAGUGGGCGAGCUAGCAAACCUUCGACGCCUGCCCUAGGAACAUUUCCUGAGACAUCUCGGUCGCGGCCAUCGCGUACGACAGAGAACGGAGGUACCGGUGGUAAUAACAGCAGCACCAGCAGCACCAGCAGCAACGGGGCCGUCAAGCGCAGCCACAAGAAGGGUGCGUCGAUAUCGUCGCAGGCCCAUGCGCAUGCAGCCCUGGUUGCAAAUCUUGUUGUCGAAGCAGCACACGGCAAUGGCAAUGGCUACCAUAGCAGUGGUAGUGGCACAGGCACCAGACAGCAGCAACAACAGCUGAAAUGGUAUUGCGAUGACUGCAAAAAGCGCCUCAAAGUUGGUGAGCGCAAGACUAAUGGGCGGUGA
Molecule: messenger RNA, 2484 nt
Organism: Grosmannia clavigera kw1407
Lineage: Eukaryota; Fungi; Ascomycota; Sordariomycetes; Ophiostomatales; Ophiostomataceae
Product: phd finger domain containing protein
Exons: 3
Coding region: 1-2484 (827 amino acids)
Source: RefSeq, a predicted model, not a curated record